AUGAGUUCUCAGACACACUACUCACUACGCUCUCAAGUGUUUGCACUAGUGAUACGAUGGGUGGCAACAGGCAAAGGAAGUCUUCCUCCUUCAAAUCUGUCUUCAACAUCUUCAAAUCUAGCAAUAGGCACAGAGGAGGGCAUUAUGAUGCUUAUGAUGAUGGUCCAAAGCAAUGGACCAGAGUCUGGCCAAGUGAUGAGGACAGAGGUCGCUGGGGGGUGGCUGAUCCUGUCAUUGACAGCAGAGCCACAGCUUUCAUUGCUCAAUACAAGAAACGAGUUUCUGAGUCAGAAGUUCACUGCCAAGCUCAAGUCCAGCAGUAGGAAACCAAACUCUUGUAUCGUGGAUUUAAAUAAUUUGAUUGUGCCUCUACUGUAA
Sphenostylis stenocarpa is the source of this 378-nucleotide messenger RNA. The record is from the annotation of a GenBank genome assembly. NCBI's taxonomy places the organism in Eukaryota, Viridiplantae, Streptophyta, Magnoliopsida, Fabales, Fabaceae.